Messenger RNA from Cotesia congregata, 249 nucleotides. The record is from the annotation of a GenBank genome assembly. NCBI's taxonomy places the organism in Eukaryota, Metazoa, Arthropoda, Insecta, Hymenoptera, Braconidae.
CUAUACAACGCUGGUCGUAUUCUUCACCUAGUUCGACUAAAAUCUCCCCCAGAUGAGAACCAGCCCAGUGAUAGAAAAACAAAUAAAAAAGACCGGCAGUACGAGAUGCGCUGGGCGCAACCAGAAGAUUUUAUGGAGCUAUCAGUAAUGCCGAGGAUGUUACUGGACCACUUACCAGAAAAUCUAGAACUAGCACUGAGCACUUUAUUAAAACAACAAGAAGACAUACCAGUCUACUUAGACUCGACG